ACAAUAAACACCGACAAUUUCUUUUCUGGGAAACUCUGUCUUCAAUAAGUCCACAGCCAUAACAGAAUUCUCCACACACACACACACACACACACAUACACACUCAUUAAUUCUACGUCGCAUGGCAUGACAACUAAUGAAACCAUUCUUCAUUUGAGAUGGAGAAUAUUACUACUUUCAUGUCUCAGUUUCUUUUGAUUUGGCAAAGAGGCAGGAUGUCAUUUUGUGCCUUUCUUUCUCUUUUUUUUCUCUGUCUAUUAGCCUACAACGGCGCCGCUAUAUUCUGCGUCAGCGUCCCUUUCCCGGGGAAAACUCCGCCGUUGCCGGAAUAUGUUCCUACUCAACGUCGUUCAGUCGGAAAAGCAAGCUCGAAUAUAAACUUGAGCACUCUUUUGCCUCUUCUGCAUAAAAAUCAAAACAGAAGCACGUUGCAUCGUCCCAAGACAAGGAAAUUCGAGGAGAAUGUUGUAAGAAUCCUGCGGUCCGAAGCCGUGAAGAAACAGUUUGAAGUGAGAGUGAUGAAGUUUUUCAAAACCAAUUCGUGUAAGUUUCGAUUCUUCAUGACUUGGAUUUCCCCAGUUGAGUCUUUCAGAGAUAGAGAGGUGUUGAGUGUUGAAAGUGUAUUCAAGACACAUCCCAAUGGCUGCUUGAUCAUCGCCUCGAACUCGUUGGAUUCCCCAAGUGGGAGGCAGAUCUUGAGGCCCUUUUCAGACAAGGGGUUCAAGGUUGCUGCAAUGACACCAGAUUUCACUUACCUGUUGAGGAACACUGCAGCUGCAGCGUGGUACAACCGGUUGAAGCGAGGGAAUGUGAAUCCGGGAGAGAUUUCUUUAGGCCAGAAUUUAUCAAAUUUGCUCAGAAUAGGCCUUCUUUAUCGGUUUGGUGGGAUCUAUCUCGACACAGACGUACUAGUCUUGAAGAGUUUUGGGGUGCUGAGGAAUGCCAUUGGAGCUCAGAGUAAUGAUCUUGCUACUGGUAACUGGAGCAGGCUCAACAACGCAGUCAUGAUCUUCGACAAGGGGCAUCCUGUGGUGCGCGAGUUCAUGGAAGAAUUCGCGCUCACCUUUGAUGGGAACAGAUGGGGUCACAACGGGCCUUACUUGGUUUCAAGAGUGGUGGCGAGGGUGAGUGAGAGGCCGGGAUUCAAUCUCACCGUGUUGCCACCGGUGGCCUUCUAUCCCGUGUGUUGGAACAGAAUCGGCGGCCUCUUUGAAGGGCCCAAGAGUUUGAGCCAUUCGAAAUGGAUGCUUGCAAAGCUCAGGCAAAUUCGGAGCCGGAGCUUUGCUGUUCAUCUGUGGAAUAAGCAGAGCAGGCAGUUUAAGGUUGAGAAAGGAAGCAUCAUUCAACAUUUAAUGUUCAGUUCAAGUACUGUUUCUGUCUUGGAAUGAGGCUAUUAAUUAUUUUCUUGCCACCAAUUCAUUCUGUUUACGAAUACUUUUUUCUCUUUUACAAGUUUUUAGAUCCAAAUGUAGCUAGUUGUUCUUAUUUUUUUGUGUAUUUACAGUUGAAUAGAAUAUUGCAUCGCAGUUGAAUGUUGGGACAA
Molecule: messenger RNA, 1543 nt
Organism: Salvia miltiorrhiza (redroot sage)
Lineage: Eukaryota; Viridiplantae; Streptophyta; Magnoliopsida; Lamiales; Lamiaceae
Exons: 1
Coding region: 159-1388 (409 amino acids)
Source: RefSeq, a predicted model, not a curated record